UGGUGGUGGUAUGGUAUAUAUACCUAACAUUUAUUAUUGCCCAAGGGAUGGAAUGUGGUAGGUACUAAGUAACGUUGCGGGGUAGAUCUGUUAUUCGCCUGAUAGGUAGUAUUAAUAUUAUCUUAUUAUUCGGGGAAUUCCCUACGGUGCCGUGAGAUAUGGAGGUGUAACAAAGGGAAUCUUUUAAUGGUCAAUCUCCUCGGCCUCGUGGCGAGACAAAGCAGUACUAGAUCUCCUCAAGUCACCAUUCACUGGAGUGCUUCCCCUAGAUAAUCGUGAUCAAAAUGGGCAAUUCUGAGGAGCGCAAACAGCAACCUUCUCAAGUAGGGGAGAGAGGCGGAGAGAAGAUUCAGCCAGAACUGCAGCAUAUUGGUAGAGCUGGUGGCCAUGAUUCCGAAAAGGGCCUUGGGCCUGGGCACGGGUUAGGGAAUGGGCAGUAUGCCCAGAUCGAUCCAGUUAUCGCCAGUCGCAUCGCGGAGAAUGUCGACGACUUCAUGACUCUCGUCAACGAGGCGAACGAAGCAAACGAGAGAGAACGAGAUAUGAAGCUCACGCACGCCUUCAAGGUGUAUCCCAAAGCCGUCGGUUGGUCGAUGCUGCUCUCGUCGUGUAUAAUCAUGGAGGGCUUUGGGACUUCGAUUGUCGGAUCAUAUAUUUCGUAUCCCCCUUUCCGCGAUAAGUUCGGCACUCUGGCACCCAACGGAGACUACCAGAUCCCAGCGAGUUGGCAGAACGGGAUUUCUGGCGCGACGAAUGUCGGCGAGAUCAUCGGGCUUCAAAUCGCCGGUGUUUUAUCCGAACGCUGGGGCUACCGCUGGACGUUAAUCUCGGCGCUAGUCGCCGUCACGGCGUUCAUAUUCUUCCCGUUCUUCGCCAACAGCCUCACCGUGUUCCUCGUCGGCGAGCUGUUCCAGGGCAUGGCCUGGGGCGUCUUCCAGACCAUCACCGUGGCCUACGCGGCUGAGGUCUGCCCUGUGCCCCUGAGGCACUACCUCACUAGCUACGUAAACCUCUGCUGGAUCAUCGGCCAGUUUAUCUCGUCGGGUGUACUCGCCGGGCUCGAAGGGCGACAUGAUGAGUGGGGAUACAAAAUCCCCUUCUCUCUACAAUGGAUAUGGCCAAUCCCCAUCGCUAUCGGCACGUACCUCGCACCCGAAUCACCCUGGUGGUGCGUUCGACAUAACUAUAAAGAGAGGGCGGAGAAGGCCCUGAAACGAUUGGCUCGCAGCUCUGGGUUUACCCAGCGCGAUGCCGAUGCGGCCAUGGCUUUGAUGGUAUAUACCGACGAGAUGGAGAAGCGAGUCUCCGAGGGAACUAGGUAUUGGGACUGCUUCAAAGGGACCGACCUUAGACGGACCGAGAUCGUAUGCUUUAUAUGGCUUGCGCAAACCAUGUCCGGCACCGCCAUCGGAGGACUAUCGGCUUAUUUCUACCAACAAGCGGGAAUUUCAGACGCAGAUUCGUUUAAGCUUGGUUGGGGCCAGAAUGGUCUCAACGCCGUGGGGACUAUCGCCAGUUGGUUCGUCCUAAACAAAGCCGGCAGAAAGACGCUAGUUUUCUGGGGAAUGGUUAUCAUGUUUAUCUUACUCCUGAUCACCGGCUUCAUGGGAAUCCACGAUCCGCCUAGCACGGCAGAAGCCUGGACAGCAGGGACGAUGGUCAUCCUGCUAAGUGCCACGGCCAACUUCUCCAUCGGUCCCGUGGUCUACACCAUCGUCUCCGAGAUACCGUCGACGCGGCUGCGCUCCAAAUCCAUUAUCCUAGCUCGCAACGCUUACAACGCCAUCAACAUCGCCUUCGUCAACAUCGUCUCGUACCGACAGCUCAACCCGGUUGAAUGGAACUGGGGUCCCAAAGCUGCCUUCUUCUGGGCCGGCACGAACGCCAUAUUUACGGCUUGGGUUUUCUUUAGAUUACCCGAAACUAAGGGGCGGACCUACGCUGAGCUCGACAUCUUAUUCGAAAAUAAAGUACCUGCUCGUAAGUUUGCGAGCACCAAGGUCGAGACUUUGCUUCGAGGUACAGAGGGGGCACAAAAGGAACAAGCAGAUCUUAUUACCACGAGUCAUGUUGCGGGUGGAGAACAGAAAGCUGGGAGCUAGGAGCUAUAUUCCAUACCUGUUGCUAGGAUAUGUGGAGAGUAUUCAUAGUCAAACCACGCACAAAGAUAUGGUAGCAAUAGCUGGUGUAUUCGAAUAACCAAGGAUAUGUCAAGUCAUCGUAAACUACCUAUAUAACACUCAUUACCCAAUCUCCCGCCCAGGGGCAUGUCACAUUCGAUUGGAUCAAUAUACGCUCGAUAAUGGAAACUUGCAAAG
Molecule: messenger RNA, 2318 nt
Organism: Daldinia caldariorum
Lineage: Eukaryota; Fungi; Ascomycota; Sordariomycetes; Xylariales; Hypoxylaceae
Product: sugar transporter
Exons: 9
Coding region: 285-2102 (605 amino acids)
Biological process (GO): carbohydrate transport; transmembrane transport
Cellular component (GO): membrane
Molecular function (GO): carbohydrate:proton symporter activity
Source: RefSeq, a predicted model, not a curated record